AUGGUCCUGCGAAUCCGCCUGGCCCGCUUCGGCACGAAAAGAAAACCGAUCUACAACAUCGUCCUCGCGCAGGCGAAAUCCGGACGCGACAACAAGCCUAUGGAGGUGCUGGGGACGUACAAUCCCUUCCCGCAGGCGCCAUUGGCGACUCCGGAUACGCCAGAGCUCCUGGACAGUGGGGAGAAAUACGUGCCCAAGAAAAUGAAGGAUAUACAACUAGAUACGACGCGGACGAGGUAUUGGCUUGGUGUUGGAGCGCAGCCGACAGAACCAGUUGGCAGGUUGCUGAGAUUGAUUGGCAUGCUCGAAGAGAAACCUUCCAAGGUCAAGAGAUUCCCGACGCAGCCAUACAAGCCAGCAGCACAACCACCGCAAGACACCGAGUCCGCAAAGCAACAAAGUUGA
Molecule: messenger RNA, 405 nt
Organism: Fonsecaea erecta
Lineage: Eukaryota; Fungi; Ascomycota; Eurotiomycetes; Chaetothyriales; Herpotrichiellaceae
Product: ribosomal protein S16
Exons: 2
Coding region: 1-405 (134 amino acids)
Biological process (GO): mitochondrial translation
Cellular component (GO): ribosome; mitochondrial small ribosomal subunit
Molecular function (GO): structural constituent of ribosome
Source: RefSeq, a predicted model, not a curated record